AAUACAAUAUGUUUAAUAAAAACUUUUCAAAAAAGUUUAAUAUAUAAUUUAAAGCUAGAAUUUAAAGCAACUUAAAAAACAAUGAAAUUUAUAUCAAUUUUAAAUCAAUUGUCUGUAAUUUGUUUAAUAUUAAUACCAUUACUUCAAUGCCAACAAAACCCGACCAUAUCUUUCAUAAGCAAAGAACGUGUGGUCAGUAUUGGUGACACACUUGAUAUGUUAUGUCAGGUACAGUACGCUAAAGAUUAUCCGGUUGUUUGGACUAAAGUAAAUAAAGACAAUCCCAAUAACCAUCUAUUUAUAUCUCGCGGGUCUACGAUCAUCAUUCCCGAGAAUCGGUAUUCAGUUAACUAUAAUGAAAGGGAACAGAUCUAUACAUUGGUUAUAUCAAAAGUACAAGAGAUAGAUGCAGGAGAGUACAGGUGCGAGAUUACCACUGGUAUAUCAAGUAAAGUGACAGCCGAUGUUCAAGUAUUUAUACAAAUCCCUCCCGUUAUCAGUGAUAAUAGCACCCGAAGUGUGAUAACAUAUGUUGGCGCAAAUGUCACACUUCAAUGUUAUGCUACCGGUUACCCGCCCCCUAAAAUUAGUUGGCGUCGCGAACAAAAUGAACUGUUACCCAAUGGUAUGGCUUAUUAUAUGGGAACCAAAUUGAAUUUGGGAAAUAUAACCAAGGAUCAUAGAGGCACUUAUUAUUGUGUAGCCGAUAAUGGAGUUAGCAGUGGUGCCCGAAGACAUAUUGGGGUUGAAGUGGAAUUUCCGCCGUAUGUGUCAAUAGCUCGGCCACAAACUGGUCAGGCAUUGCAAUACGACGCUGACUUGCACUGUCACAUUGAAGCGUUUCCGAGUCCAAGUGUUAUUUGGCUAAAAGAUGGCCAAAUUUUGAAUGACAACCAACACUACCAGAUCUCCAUAUUUGCCAGAAGUGAUGAGUUCACUGAUACAACACUUCGUGUCAAACGAAUUGAGAAAAGACAAUACGGUUAUUACAUGUGCCGUGCGGUCAAUAAAUUAGGUUUUAUUGAAAAGGAGAUUGAAUUAGUUGAGACGGUCAACGUUGUCUGUCCGCCCGCUUGUAAUGUUGGCCUACAGUUCACUUCGGGAGCCAUACAAGUGUUGACUUCACAAUUGAAUUUCAUUGCCGUCCUAUUAAGUAUUGUGUUGAGUAUCAAAUUUAUUAGGUUUACGUGAGAUAUCAAUCUAAUUAUAAUACCUCAAAACAUACAUUUUUAUA
Oppia nitens is the source of this 1234-nucleotide messenger RNA. Its product is annotated as lachesin-like. Gene Ontology annotation, cellular component: neuron projection. The transcript is spliced from 5 exons. Lineage: Eukaryota; Metazoa; Arthropoda; Arachnida; Sarcoptiformes; Oppiidae. The record is from RefSeq and is a predicted model, not a curated record. The coding region runs from base 82 to 1191 and encodes 369 amino acids.